CUGCGCAUAUGCAGACUGUCAAAUCAAGGCUCUCCUUCAAUAUAAAGUUGUUUUUGACGAAAGCUUGUCCGUUUGAAAAUAAAUUAUCUAAAUUACUUCACAAACCCCAAACACCGGCCUGGUCUGCUUGGUCUGCUUCGCAAGCGUUCCCGGAAGUAUCGCGAUGUUGCGCCUCUGGGUUUAGAAACUCUGUGGUUUUACUGCCACUCGGAUACCUCUCCUUUGCUCUCUCUCAAUAUUCCCAUCCCCCCACUUUGUGUGGAUGUCGACGUUACCAAAACGCUACUUAGAGAACCCACCGAAGUAAACCUUGGAGAAAACUGCCAGCACUGAUCAAGGGGAAACAGUGACAACACCGAACUCGGCAUAUAAUUAAAGGCAAGGUGCUCCACGAUAACAAAUUCCCUUUGACAUUUGUAGAAGCCAAGAUUUGCAUUGCCAUUUCCUCCUCCGCUCCUACACUAGCAUUGCCCCGAGAAUGGCCGGCGGGCACCCCACCGACCAAUUCAGUUUCUUGUACCAACCAGAAAGUGCUCAGAACCUGAAGAGUAAGGGUAGACUAUCUUCCAACAUGAAUCCUGUGUACAGUCCUGUCCAGCCCGGGACACCGUACGGCAACCCUAAGAACAUAGCAUACGCAGGCUAUCCUGCAGGUUAUCCUCAGGCUCCUACCUACACACCCAACCUCUACCAGACUGGCAGCCCAGGCUAUCCCCAAGUGCUGCUGGUGAAGCAGGGCUGGCCCCAGGCCUCCGGUGCUGCAGGGGCCCUAGAGGGCUCCUAUGACCUGGCCAUGGACGCGGGCUCAGAGGGCCGCCAGUACCAGGCCUCAGCCGCAGCUUUCAGAUACACUGCUGGGACACCCUACAAGGUGCCCCCUGGCCAGUCCAAUGGGGCGCCCCCUCCGUACUCCCCAUCCCCUAACCCCUACCAGACGGCCAUGUACCCAAUCAGAAGUGCCUAUCCCCAACAGAACCUCUACGCUCAGGGUGCGUACUACACACAGCCGAUGUAUGCGGCUCAGCCUCACGUUAUCCACCACACAACAGUGGUGCAGCCCAACAGCAUCCCCUCCACCCUCUACCCUGCCCCCGUCCAACAACCCCGCUCCAACGGCCAUAUGGCCAUGGGCAUGGUAGCCGGCACAACCAUGGCCAUGUCUGCUGGUACUCUGCUGACCACGCCUCAGCAUGCCACUCAGCACAUCGGUGGGCAUCCGGUCACCCUGCCAACGUACCGGCCCCAGGGGACGCCUGGGUAUAGCUAUGUGCCUCCUCACUGGUAGACCCCACUGGACCCCAUUCAUAUCGGGAGUCAAUAUCACUCACAAUAACUCAAGUCUUACAUUGGUGCAGGAGGCCUGGCAUACAAGCACCAAGUCUGUCUGCAAGAACAAAAAACUAAAGUGCAAGGAUCACUUAAUGCAUUCUUUUGUGAUUUGGAAAAGCUGCUUUUUCAUGUUUUUAUUAUUUUUGACCAGCCUCAGUUUUUUGGGGAUUAGUUUCUUUGAUUUUGACUCUCUCUUAUAAUCCAGACACACACUGACCAACAGUAUGGUACAUUUAUAAUACAUUUGUGCUUAUUUUUUAUGUUUGUGUGUGUGUGUGUGUGUGUGUGUGUGUGUGUGUGUGUGUGUGUGUGUGUGUGUGUGUGU
Molecule: messenger RNA, 1654 nt
Organism: Oncorhynchus mykiss (rainbow trout)
Lineage: Eukaryota; Metazoa; Chordata; Actinopteri; Salmoniformes; Salmonidae
Source: RefSeq, a predicted model, not a curated record